ACAACCUCUUUUUGAACAGAAAUGGUGCAUCAUAAAAACUAAAAAGUACAUAAUAAUAUUAGAAUCUACAUCAGAUUCUUCUCCUGAAAUCUGAAUCCCAAUAGGAAUAUCUUCGCAAAUUCCUCCUGAUUCACUUACAAAGCUGAGAGGAUGAUGAUCUGCUCUAUCCGUUUCGAUUUCUCAUCGUCCAGCAUGCUUGUGUUGUGUUUAUAGAUUGACUCUUCCUUUUCGCAAAUCAUUUCACAGCAAUUUGGAAUUCGGAUUUCCUUAAAUUAGAUGUUAUUUUUGGAUUUGAUGUGCGAGAGGUUAUAUUCUUGAGAGAUCGUUAUGAUAAGCAGGCGAAAUUGCGCGCGCUUGUUUUCGAUCGCAGUUACUUCUCGUACAUUCUGCCAUCAUCAUCCUCGCCGUCGAGGCCUUUGCGGUGGUGGUUGUUUAAUGGCCGCCGCUUCGUCGCCUCCGUUCGCCUCGCAUCCUAAAUUGGGGUUCCGCUGUUUUCCUGGUGGGAGGCCGUCUCUUGAUGUGUGUGGUAGGGGUAGAUACUGGAAUGGAUCUGCUGCUCUCGUGCUCAGGGGUUGUUGCUCCGGCAAAGCUUCAAAUGCCGCCGGAAAAUGGCCUACCGACGGCAAUUUUUAUUCCGCCAGUAGUAGUAUAAAUGGGAAUAACAAUGGUUUGCCUAAGCCACGUGCAGUUUCUCCCUGUUUGCCUCAUUUGCUUCGUGAUUCAGAGGAGUUUAGGCUGGGUGAUGAGCUUUCAAGCUGUUCUAAUAGUAACAGUAAAGCUUCCCUCCGAGGAGGAAGCUCUCUUGGAUUCUCCAAUCAUUAUUUGCCUGAAAAAAUCGAAGUUGCUGUUGAUGUCGAUGAGGUUCUUGGAAACUUUGUUUCAGCUCUCAAUCGGUUUAUUGCUGAUCGCUACGCAUCGCAUCACUCGGUUUCUGAAUAUCAUGUAUAUGAGUUUUUCAAGAUAUGGAAUUGCUCCAGGGAUGAAGCUGAUAUUCGUGUUCAUGAAUUCUUCAAGACAUCUUAUUUCAAACAAGGGAUACAUCCAAUUCCAGGUGCUAAGCAAGCUCUGCAAAACUUAUCCAGAUUCUGCAACCUUUCAAUAGUUACGUCCCGACAAAAUGCAAUUAAAGAUCACACAGUUGAGUGGAUUGAGAAGCAUUAUCCUGGUCUUUUUCAGAAUAUGUACUUUGGAAAUCAUUUUGCUUUAAAUGGAAAGUCCAUACCAAAAUCAGAAAUUUGCAGGUCACUCGGAGCAAAGGUUUUGAUCGAUGAUAAUCCAAGAUAUGCGAUCGAGUGUGCUGAAGUUGGAAUGAAGGUUCUUCUCUUUGAUUACGAAAAUUCUUAUCCAUGGUGCAAGACAGAGUCGGUUGAAGGCCACCCCCUAGUCACUAAAGUUCAUAAUUGGGAAGAAGUGGAGCAGCAAUUAGUAUCGUGGACUUUUCCCAAAAUCAUUGCAAAGUAGGUUCGGUAGAUAAUUUGAUGAUUCAUCUGAGUUCUUACUCUUGUAUUAUCCUGGGUCCUGGCUAGGUGGAAUGCUGGUGGGAGACCAUUGAAUCAAAUCUGUGAUAAUAGAUAGACCUGAGUUUAUUCCCUUUCCCUUUCAGGGCCAACCCUCCUUCCACUUUCAUUAUUUUUAAGAAAUGGGGCAAGGUUUAGGCUCCUAAAAUCUUUAUUUCAAGUAGAUUGUAUGACAAAGGUGGACAAUAGAAUGAAGCUUGUAUAAAACAUGGAAUUUAUUUGGUAACUUCAAUGAUUAUAAUAAAAGCAUUUGGGUUC
Molecule: messenger RNA, 1775 nt
Organism: Ipomoea triloba (trilobed morning glory)
Lineage: Eukaryota; Viridiplantae; Streptophyta; Magnoliopsida; Solanales; Convolvulaceae
Exons: 6
Coding region: 328-1461 (377 amino acids)
Biological process (GO): deoxyribonucleotide catabolic process
Molecular function (GO): 5'-nucleotidase activity
Source: RefSeq, a predicted model, not a curated record